Molecule: messenger RNA, 1458 nt
Organism: Pangasianodon hypophthalmus (striped catfish)
Lineage: Eukaryota; Metazoa; Chordata; Actinopteri; Siluriformes; Pangasiidae
Exons: 4
Coding region: 1-1458 (485 amino acids)
Source: RefSeq, a predicted model, not a curated record
AUGACGGCCAAUGCGGUUGCACUCAAGUUACCGGAGUUUUGGGAGCAGAAAGCCGCGGCAUGCUUCACUAAGCAGCUCCACGGCAUCAGGAGCUGUAAGUCUCAGGUGAGCGUACUGCCGGCGACACCUUUCGAUGUGCAUUCUGAGCUUAAGAGCUCCUCACUGGAGGCUGCUAACGGCAGCAAAAUCCCAACAUAUGGUAAGCGCCAGGUUAAGUUGUGUUUUACCGGACACCGUUUCACUUGGGACUUUGUUGUGGCUAAGAUAGCUCGUCCUUUGCUGGGAGCUGAUUUCCUGUGCGCAAACGAUUUGUUGGUUGAUGUGCAGAACCACCGUUUAGUCGAUGCCAAAGAUUUAAAUUCUUUUCCAUGUACACUCAGUGUUUUUUCAACAACAACCUUGUCAAACGCUUCAGAGCCUAGCUGCGAAUUUUUGCACAUGCUCACUGAGUUUUCCGACAUAACUCAGCCAACUUUUUCUACGGUGACACCGAAACAUGGUGUCGAGCAUCACAUAUCUACUACAGGUCCACCCGUGUAUGCUCGCAUUCGCCGUCUCGACUCAUCGAAAUUAGCUGCCGCUAAAGCUGAGUUUGUGUACAUGGAAGAGUUAGGCAUUGUACACCAUUCAAAUAGUCCUUGGGCUUCUCUUUUGCACAUGGUGCCUAAGUCAGAUGGUAGUUACCGUCCGUGUGGUGAUUAUUGCAGACUCAAUGAUGUUACUAUUCCCGAUCGCUACCCUGUUCCGCAUAUUCAAGAUUUUUCAGUUCAGCUAGCUGGAAAAGUGAUUUUUUCCAAGGUAGACCUUGUGCGGGGGUACCACCAAAUACCAGUCCACCCGGACGACAUUCCGAAAACUGCCAUUAUCACCCCUUUUGGGUUGUUUGAGUUUUUGCGAAUGCCAUUCGGCCUGAGUUUGCCAUUAUUCCCAAAGCAGCUGAGCUUAUGUGCCCCCUCUAUAGGGCCCUUAAAAAGCGGUACCCCUCGUCUCAUACUCAAGUGGUCCGAUGAAAUGAUUGGAGCUUUUGACAGCACAAAACAGGCUUUAGCAGACGCUGCCAUGUUGGCACAUCCACUUCCGGACAGUCCAAUCGCUAUUACUACAGAUGCAUCUGAUUUCGAGGUUGGGGCUGUCCUGGAACAGCCACGACUGCCCCCAAAGAAAGGGCUUGAUCCCAGCUGCCGAAACCCGGGAGUGGGACACAUUUGGUACGAAAGAUUCCCAAAAGUUGAUGGCUUCCAAAUUUGUCUGGCGCGGCCUAAAGAAAGAUGUGAGAACAUCUUCCGCUUCAUGCAUGGCCUGUCAAAGAACAAAAGUGCAGCGUCAUGUUAUAGCACCGUUAGCACGUUUCGAGGUGCCGGAGCGUCGUUUCGAUCAUGUGAAAAUCAACCUUGUUGGUCCUCUUCCGCUGUCUCGGGGGUACGCUCACCUGCUCACGAUGGUGGAUCGGGCUACUAG